AUGGCCAGCACGUUAAGCCCCAGCACCAUGACUGGGACCCCAGAGCCACCUGCGAUGUCACAGCUCAUCCAAAACCCUGCUGACAUCUCUGUCAUUGUCAUCUAUUUCGUGGUGGUGAUGGCUGUUGGGCUAUGGGCGAUGCUGAGGACCAACCGGAACACUAUUGGAGGCUUCUUCCUGGCUGGGCGAGAAAUGGUCUGGUGGACGAUGGGCGCCUCUCUCUUCGCCAGUAACAUCGGCAGUGGCCAAAUUGUGGGGCUGGCUGGGACAGGAGCAGCUUCAGGAAUCGCCACUGCAGCAUUUGAAUGGAAUGCCUCACUGCUGUUACUGGCUCUAGGGUGGUUCUUUGUCCCCAUAUACAUCAAGGCAGAGGUGAUGACCAUGCCGGAGUAUCUGAAGAAGCGGUUUGGUGGGGAGCGGCUCCAGAUCUACCUCUCUGUCCUCUCCCUCUUCAUCAUUGUCGUCUUGAGAAUCUCAUCAGACAUGUUUUCUGGAGCCAUAUUCAUCAAAUUGGCCUUGGGAUUGGACCUUUAUCUGGCCAUCUUCAUCCUCUUGGCUGUCACUGCUAUUUACACAAUCACUGGCGGCUUGGCCUCAGUUAUUUACACAGACACCCUCCAGACCAUCAUCAUGCUGAUAGGUUCUUUUAUUCUCAUGGGGUUUGCAUUUGCCGAAGUUGGAGGAUACCAGAGUUUUGCAGAGAAGUACAUGAAUGCCGUCCCGUCCGCAGUCGAGGGGGACAACCUGACAAUCAGUCCCACGUGCUAUACUCCUAAAGCAGACUCCUUCCACAUUUUCCGAGAUGCUGUCACUGGGGAUAUUCCAUGGCCAGGAACCGUACUUGGAAUGAACCUCGUAGCUGCGUGGUACUGGUGUUCAGAUCAGGUUAUUGUACAGCGCUGCCUAUCAGGCAAGAACAUGUCUCACGUGAAGGCCUCCUGCAUCAUGUGUGGUUACCUGAAGCUGCUGCCCAUGUUCCUCAUGGUGAUGCCAGGGAUGAUCAGCCGCAUUCUGUACACAGACAGGGUAGCCUGUGUUGUACCUUCUGAAUGUGUCAAACACUGUGGCGUUGAAGUCGGCUGCACUAACUAUGCCUACCCAAUACUGGUGAUGGAACUGAUGCCUAACGGACUGCGAGGCCUGAUGCUGUCAGCGAUGUUAGCCUCUCUCAUAAGCUCUCUGACCUCCAUCUUCAACAGCGCCAGCACCCUCUUCACCAUGGACCUCUACACCAAGAUGCGGAAGCAGGCAUCGGAGAGAGAGCUCCUUAUAGCUGGAAGGCUAUUUAUGAUUCUAUUAACUGUCGUCAGCAUUGUGUGGGUCCCAUUAGUAGAGGUAGCUCAAAAUGGACAACUGGUCCAUUACAUAGAGUCAAUUUCCAGCUACGUUGGACCUCCAAUUGCAGCUGUCUUCCUGCUUGCCAUCUUUUGUAAAAGAGUGAAUGAACAAGGAGCCUUCUGGGGUCUAAUGGUUGGACUUGUGCUCGGCCUCAUUCGUAUGAUUGCAGAAUUUGUCUACGGAACAGGGAGUUGUUUGGCUGCCAGUGGCUGUCCGGACAUCAUCUGUGGAGUGCACUACCUAUACUUUGCCAUGAUUCUCUUCUUUGUUACCACGCUGGUCGCCCUGGGAAUUUCCCUGUUAACAAAACCCAUUCCUGAUGUACACCUGCAUCGCCUGUGCUGGGCUCUUCGGAACAGUACAGAGGAACGAAUUGAUUUAGAUGCAGGGGAGAAAAGAUACGAAGAAUCUGAUGAUGGUGAUGAUGAAGAUAAUCCUGAGGAAACUCGUGGAUGUCUCAGGAAGUCUUAUGACGUAUUCUGUGGUUGGGAGAAGCAAGGUCCCAAGCUGAGCAAAGAAGAGAAAGAAGCCCAGAGGAAGAAGCUGACAGACACGUCCGAGAAGCCCUUGUGGAGGAGUGUCGUGAAUGUCAACGCCAUCCUCCUCCUGGCAGUGCUAGUCUUUGCCUACGGCUAUUUUGCCUGA
This is a messenger RNA of Equus quagga, 1983 nucleotides long. RefSeq names its product solute carrier family 5 member 4 (gene SLC5A4). Gene Ontology annotation, cellular component: plasma membrane. Gene Ontology annotation, biological process: transmembrane transport; sodium ion transport. Gene Ontology annotation, molecular function: D-glucose:sodium symporter activity. Bases 1 to 1983 code for a protein of 660 amino acids. The transcript has 15 exons. Lineage: Eukaryota; Metazoa; Chordata; Mammalia; Perissodactyla; Equidae. The record is from RefSeq and is a predicted model, not a curated record.